AUGAAGGGUCUGGUCGGAGGAAUCCCUCUUGCCCUGCUGGUCGCCGCCGUCGCCAACGGCCAUGGCCAGGGGUUAAAGGAGGACGGCCCUGUUACAGUGAUCGGUGGCCCCAGUGGUGACGACGGUGGGAACAAUGUUGCUGUCGAGUUCGCCGGGAGCUACAAUUCCGGUGUGAAGGACAAGUACAAAGACGACCACUCAGUUAAUCUGAAGAACACCGUGGUCGCGCACGCCCCACCUCAUCCGCCAGUGCGUGGUUCCCAUAAGCGACAUCAUCCCGCGGUGACCGUUAUCGGAGGUCCGUCGGGAGACGACGGUGGUAACAGUGCGGAAAUCGAGUUUGAUAGUUCAUAUGCCUCCGCCGUGGAGGACUGGUACAAGGACGAUCAUUCCCACGAUGUCGAGAAUCACAUCAUUACUCCUCCAGUCCACGGCUUUCGCAGGCGUGGUGAUCCCUCGGUAACCCUCGUCGGAGGCCCAUCUGGCAACGAUGGCGGGAACAGUGUUGAAUUUGAAUUUGAUAGCUCAUACGCCUCCGUUGUCAAGGAUGCGUACAAGGACGACCACUCCGUCGGCAUUGAGAACCAUAUCACGCACCCGCCCCCAGCUCCUGGUUUCCGUAAGAGGGGUGACGGUGACACUACAGUCAUUGGUGGUCCAUCUGGCAACGAUGGCGGAAACAGCGCUGAGAUUGAAUUUGACAGCUCAUACAACUCCGCUGUCAAGGACGCGUACACGGACGACCAUUCCGUUGACAUCGACGACCAUAUCGUGCAAGCUGCCCCAUCUCGCGGUUUCCAUAAGAGAGGUGGGGGUGACACCACAGUCAUUGGUGGUCCCUCCGGGGAUGAUGGCGGCAACAGUGCUGAGGUCGAAUUUGAAAGCACCUAUGAGUCAAGUGUUAAGGACUACUACAAGGAUGACCAUUCAGUGGACAUUGAGAAUCAUGUCAUCCACCCUCCCCCUGUUUUCCACCCUCCACCUGUUCCGGGGUUCCGCAAGAGAGGUGGGGGUGACACCACAGUCAUUGGUGGUCCCUCCGGGGAUGAUGGCGGCAACAGCGCUAGCUUCGAGUUUGAUAGCUCAUAUGCCUCCAGCGUGAAGGAUUGGUAUAAAGAUGAUCAUUCUGUUGAUGUCAAGAAUACUAUUAUCCACCCGCCUCCUAUCUUCCACCAUCCUCCAGGUGUGGGUUUCCGCAAGAGAGGUGGGGGUGACACCACAGUCAUUGGUGGUCCCUCCGGGGAUGAUGGCGGCAACAGCGCUAGCUUCGAGUUUGACAGCUCAUAUGCCUCCAGCGUGAAGGAUUGGUAUAAAGAUGAUCACUCUGUUGAUGUCAAAAACACCGUCAUCCAUCCUCCCCCUGUCUUCCACCCUCCUCCGGUGCAAGGCUUCCGGAAGCGCGAUGAUGGAGGGUCUCACAUUGGCACUCCAAACUCCCAUAAGCAGGGUAAGGCGGCCGAGGGCGACAAGUCUGGAGCAUCUGCCAAGAACGGCGGAGUUACCUUGAUUAAAGGUCCCUCCGGUAACGAUGGUGGCAACAGCGCUGAGAUCGAGUUUGACAGCAAGUAUGCAUCUGCGGUGGAAGAUCAUUACAAGGAUGACCAUUCUGUGGAUAUCAAGAACCACGUCGUUGCGCCACCUGCGGUGCCAAAGGGCUUCCGCAAACGCGGCAGCGACCCGGUUUUGUUGGGUGGUCCCAGCGGGGAUGAUGAAGGGAAUGAUGCUGACUUUGUCUUUGAUGACGACUACUCGUCGACGGUCGACGACCACUAUGUGGAUGAUCAUUCCGUCAAGGCAGAGAAUUGGAUUGUGCACGUUCCCCCGCCCCCGUCGCCGCCUCGUCCUGAGCCAUCGCAUCCUCAAAAACCCUCUUUCGUGCCCCCUUAUGCUCAGGGACCUCCUCCCCAGGCAACUGCGCCUCCUUUCGCUGGCAACCCAGAACCGCCUCAAGGAGUGGACCCGGCAGCAAGCGAGCCAUGCACCACAUCCACCUUCAUUGAGACUGUCAUCAAGACCUUUGCAGAUGACCCGGUGGCAACUAAGCCCGCUGCCCCAUACAGCCCGCCUGAGCAUUCUCAAGCUCAUGUGCCUCAGCCAUAUGCUCCAUCCGAGCCCAGCCAUGGGUUCGAGCCGACGCAUCCCGCCGAGGCUGUGCCAACUGGCGGUUUUCCCCCGCAUGAGGUUGAGCCUCCCAAGGACCACGAGAAGCCUGGCCCCCAGAAGCCAGAGCCUACCCACCCCUCUUUCACCACUUCGAAGGUGGAAGGUCAUCCUCAGCCCACUGGCGCUUCUCCCACCCACGAGGUUGAGCCUCCCAAGGAGUACGAGAAGCCUGGCCCCCAGAAGCCAGAGCCUGCCCACCCCUCAUUCACCACGUCGAAGGUGGAAGGUCAUCCCCAGCCCACUGUUCCGUCAUACCCCCCGCAGGAAACCCUCCAGGAACCCCCUGAGGACAGCGCUCCCACUGACCCUGGUCCCGGCCAGUCUGAAGGCGAUGCGUUUCCUUGCCCCUCGGGUAAGCCCGGAGGUCACCAGCCUGAGCAUGCCGCUCAUGAGUACCAACCGCAUCAAACCCAGGGUGUUGACCCGCAGGAAGCUCCCAAGCACGCGCCCACCGCGGUAGAGCCCCUGACCUCCAUCACGUCCACCAUCACCGUCAGCUACACCUCCUCCUUCGCGGUCGUUCCCGUUUACAUGGACUCGAGCCACAAGACUUCCUGCACGUCGGGAGCCCACCAGCGACCCACCGACGUUGACGCCCACAACAGUCACCACGCGCCUUCCUCGGCACACAGCCAGGCCGUCAAACCCACGCACCACGCUGCUCCGUCGCCGACGCAUAGCCAGACUCUGUUCACUGGCGCCGCCGGCCGCAUCACACCCGCUGCUGGCGUUGUGUCAGCCAUGUGUGGUCUCAUGGCUGUUCUUGCCUUCGUGUUGUAA
Molecule: messenger RNA, 2943 nt
Organism: Aspergillus fumigatus Af293
Lineage: Eukaryota; Fungi; Ascomycota; Eurotiomycetes; Eurotiales; Aspergillaceae
Source: RefSeq, a predicted model, not a curated record